Messenger RNA from Diaporthe amygdali, 1671 nucleotides. RefSeq lists its product as uncharacterized. Bases 1 to 1671 code for a protein of 556 amino acids. The transcript has a single exon. The record is from RefSeq and is a predicted model, not a curated record. Gene Ontology annotation, cellular component: fungal-type vacuole lumen. Gene Ontology annotation, molecular function: metallocarboxypeptidase activity. Lineage: Eukaryota; Fungi; Ascomycota; Sordariomycetes; Diaporthales; Diaporthaceae.
AUGAAGCUCACUCACUUCGCUGCCAUCGGACUCCAACUAUGGAUCACAGUUGCCCAUGAGUCGCAUUCUUACGAAUGGAAGCACAGAUGCCCACAGCUUGGGCCUCUCAAUCCUAAAAGCAGCAAGGCGCUUGCCGACAUGGAUCAGUACCUCAACUCCGAAGAGUUCCUCAACAUCUCCGUAGCACGAUUGUCUGGAGCCGUACAAAUCGACACGACGAGCCAGAACUCAUGGCGGGACUUCCCGGGCGAAGAUCCAGUAUGGAAGCCCAUGUCGACAUUCCGCAAGUACCUCGAGGAAACUUUUCCUUUGAUUCAUCGCCACCUCAAGCUUGAGCGGAUCAACAAGCAUGGCCUCGUUUACACCUGGGAAGGUAGAAACCAGUCCUUGAAGCCAACUCUUUUUCUCGCUCACCAAGAUGUUGUGCCCGCCCCAAACGAGACAAUACGCGGGGAGUGGACACGUGGACCUUUCAGUGGAGAUUCUGACGGCAAAUACAUUUGGGGCAGGGGCUCGAUCGACUGCAAAACCACCCUCAUCGCGAGCAUGUCGGCAGUGGAAUCCCUACUCGAGGUCAGAUACGCCCCACAGAGAACGCUGAUCCUAGCAUUUGGCUUCGAUGAAGAGAUUGGUGGAUUUCAGGGAGCCAGGAGAAUUGCCGAACACCUUUUGAACCGCUACAAGAAGGACGGAAUAGCCUUACUCAUUGACGAGGGCCCUGGCUUCUUUCACGACAAAGAGUUUGCCACGAUCUACGCUGUACCAGGAUUGGCUGAGAAAGGCGCUUUCAACGCAAACAUUUCUGUGCACAUGGAAUCGGGCCAUAUCGCCUUUUCAACUAGAGACAACUCAAUCACUAUCAUGGCUGAUCUCAUAACAAAACUCCACGCCGAACACCCGAUGAGCGGCCCAAUUCAAAAAUAUGAUCCAUUCCUGGAAACACUUUUCUGCUUGGGUCAGCACGUUGCUGGUUUCCGAGAAAAGUACAUUGAUGCCCUGGAGCGUAUUGACCUGAACGAAACAGCUGUCAAUGAUUUUCUGCCCAGGAUAAUCGACGAGCGGCCAGCGCUAAGGCCGCUUGUGGAAAGCACUCACUCUUUGGCCAUGAUUCAAGGCGGAAACAAGAUCAACGUUAUUCCUGAGCAGACCGUUUUGUCAAUUAAUCACCGGCUUCAUCUUGGUACUUCCGUUGAGCAAGCAAAGAGUCACCUGGAGCAGAUCGUCAAGGCCUACAUCGCAGGUAAAAACGCAGACAAAGAUGGAACAAACCUUACAUUCCGCGGUUGGGCUGACGAGGAUUCGGUUAAUUCGAUCAAGCUGACGGCAUUUCAAGGUUCACUGGAGCAAUCACCAGUCACCCCCUUCUCUGUCAGUGGCAUAACACCAUACGGUAUCCUGCAAGGCACGAUUCAAAGCUUGUACAAGGAUAGUAACUUGACACUUGUGACGCCGAUCGUGAUGCCCGCGAACACAGACUCUCGGCAUUACUGGAAUUUAACGCAGCACAUCUUUCGUUUCAGCCCGGGCCAUGACAUGGCCGAUGCACAGGACAACCAGAUCAGCAGCAACGCGCACAACAACAACGAGCGUGCGAGUAUCAUCGGCCACGUCAAUGGUGUGAAAUGGUACUCCUUAUUCAUACGGAAUAUGGACGAGACAGACUUGGCCUGA